UCCCCUGUAGCUUGUGGCCUCUUUAAAUCUUCUGAAGAGGGGGAUAAGGCUGGGGCAGGAGGGAAAAACAUUUGGUAUAGCCCCAUGUGACUUCGGUUGAAAGUGGGGGAGGCAUUGCCGUGGGUGAUUCUGGGCUGGCGAGAGUAGUCGGAAGGCUAUUGCUGGACACCGGUAUCGCUCAGUCCUGGCUGGCUAUGGCACCGAGAGCUGGCCCCAAGACAGCAUCUGAGUUGCUCUUUUAUGCGGUGGGCAAUCUCUGACUGCAUAUUCCGGACCGGUCUGCAUACUGCAUCUGUGAAUUGUUUGGUGUUUUGAAUGGCUGUUGCAUAGUGAUGUAUAGUCUGAUGGCCAAUUGCUGCAAUUGGCUGAAGAGGUGGAGGGAACCUGUUAGGCAGAUAACGUUAAUCAUGGUGGGUCUUGAUAAUGCUGGGAAAACUGCAACUGUGAAAGGAAUCCAAGGAGAAUCCCCUGAGGAUGUAGCUCCAACAGUUGGUUUUUCUAAAAUUGAUCUUAAACAAGGACGUUUUGAAGUCACCAUCUUUGAUUUGGGAGGCGGAAAGCGAAUCCGAGGUAUCUGGAAGAAUUACUAUGCUGAAUCCUAUGGAGUAAUAUUUGUUGUGGAUUCCAGUGAUCUGGACAGAAUGGAAGAGACAAAAGAGACCAUGUCUGAAGUUCUAAAGCAUCCUAAGAUAUCAGGGAAACCUGUAUUGGUGUUAGCAAAUAAGCAGGACAAAGAAGGUGCAUUGGCGGAAGCAGAUGUAAUUGAGUGCUUGUCUCUUGAGAAGCUUGUCAACGAGCACAAAUGCCUGUGUCAGAUUGAGCCUUGCUCAGCUAUUGUGGGCAGCGGGAAGAAAAUUGACAAAUCCAUAAAGAAAGGUUUAUUUUGGCUGUUGCAUAUUAUAGCUAAAGAUUUUGAUGCCUUAAAUGAACGAAUCCAGAAAGACACCACAGAGCAAAAAGGAGCUGAAGAACAAGAAAAACGAGAACGAGCUGAACGAGUGAGGAAGAUAAGAGAAGAAAGGGAAAGGAAAGAGAGAGAAGAAGCUGAACGUGAAGGAAGGAGCCUAUCGGAUGAAACUGACUCUGAAAUAGUAACUGACAACCCAUUCCAGCCUAUAUCUGCUGUAAUCACCGAGAACGAAAAGAAAGUUGAAAAAGAAAAGAGGCAGAGGGAAGAGUGAGGUUGAGCCUUAGAAGCUUAAAACAGUCGGAACAAAUGGAGACUGAGGGAGCACAGAGCGAUUAAACGAUGGAAAGCAUUGUAGACUAGCAGUAGAAAGUUAUAAA
Molecule: messenger RNA, 1287 nt
Organism: Sphaerodactylus townsendi
Lineage: Eukaryota; Metazoa; Chordata; Lepidosauria; Squamata; Sphaerodactylidae
Gene: ARL13B
Product: ADP ribosylation factor like GTPase 13B
Exons: 8
Coding region: 333-1181 (282 amino acids)
Biological process (GO): receptor localization to non-motile cilium; non-motile cilium assembly
Cellular component (GO): ciliary membrane; non-motile cilium; motile cilium
Molecular function (GO): GTP binding; GTPase activity
Source: RefSeq, a predicted model, not a curated record